Molecule: messenger RNA, 5340 nt
Organism: Microcebus murinus (gray mouse lemur)
Lineage: Eukaryota; Metazoa; Chordata; Mammalia; Primates; Cheirogaleidae
Source: RefSeq, a predicted model, not a curated record
UUUGAAAAUAAUUUGUUGAAGAGAGCAUGGAAGAAAAUCAGGGUUGGGAGAGAGCAAAACCAACCUGAUUAUAUAUUAGGAAUUAAAAAUAGAAUUAUAAAUUUGAAUCUUGUGGGUUUUUUCUUUAUAAGUAAGAUUUUAAUAAGAUUAAUGACUCUUCUUGAUAGUAAGAAAGGAUUAAAUGUUGUAUUAAAUGUUGUUCUGUGUGAAAGGAUUAAAUGCUGUAUUAAAUGUUGUGUAAUCAAUCAGACCUAUUGAUACAGCCAGAGCUCAGAGGCAGACAGGGAUCUAAUGCAUCUGAUUGGAAACAGGUUGGAUACUCUGUUGGUAACAUUAUUUUGGCCCAGUAAGAGAAAAUGUUUAAUGUAUUCCAGGGAAUUUCUCUAGCAGUGAACUUCUCCUCUCAUAUCUAAGGGUUGUAUAACUUAUUCUCUACCAAAAGUAUUUCUAUGUGAAAGCAGAAAAACCUAAUGGAUCAGUCUGGCUUUGCUUUCUUAAUUCUUCAACCCCAAUUAUUGGAAGGUAGGCCUCUGGUGGUAAGUUGCCCCACUUGUUUUGACCUCACUUUAUUUCUUCAUUGAAUCUGCAUUUCUCUUUUCUUGCAUUGCUGACAUAUUGAGAUACAAUUCCUUUCAAGUAAAAUCAUCAAGUAUUAUUUAUACAGUUGGCUUCUGUUUGUUUUAAAAGCCUAGGGUCAAAUUUGAGCACUUUUUCCAAUGUAUCAUAUUCCUCUUUAUUUCUACUGCCACACACUAAUCCAGGAUUUUGCUAUUUCUGUCCUAGAUUAUCAUUUCAUUUUUAUCAUAUUCAGUUUUGUGCCCUUCUUGACUGUGCCAUCUGCCUCCAUCAAAGGCCUGUAGUGACUUUAUUUUUUUACAUGACUGGUCAAAUUUAAAAUUCUUAACUUCCUUUCAAUAUUUUGAUAUAAAAAUUUCUGAAUAUACAACCAAGUUUCUGCCAUUAACAUUUCAUUCUACUGUACUUGUUUUUAUCUCACAUGCUUCACCUGUGAAUCCUAUCCCUUUAUCCAUCCAGCCAGCCAGCUUACUUUUCGAUGCAUUUCAAAGUGUAAAUUGCAGGCAUCAGUACAUUUCCAACUGACUACUUCAGCAUGCAAAUCAUUAACUAGAGCUAAAUAUUAUAUAUAGUUUUUCUUUCAAUAUAAAAUUUAUAUCUAAUGAAAUGUAGAAAUCUUAAGUGUAUAUUCUGUGAGUUUAGAAAGCAUAACCCAAAUCCAUAUUAAGAACUUGGUAUCACUCCAGAUAGUUUCCUCCUGCCCUUCUCAGUCCACACUCCCAGUUCACCCCCAUAGCAACCACUGUGCUGAGUUUUUUUUCCUACUAUGGAUUAGUUUUUCUGUUAUAAAAUUUUAUAUAAUUGGACUCAUACAAUAUGGACUGUCUUGCUGAAAGCUUCUUUAGUAUAAUGUUUCAAAAUCCUUACUCUUUCUUUGAAGCCUUUCACUAGGAUACCCUAAAUUUUCACUCCAUUUUUAUUUCUCAAGCCAUCUCCUUUAUUCUCUCAGGCAAACAUUAAAGUUUUUUUAUUUUAUUAAUUUUCCCAAGUUGUACCAGACUCUUAGAAUAUUCCUGCUGUCUCCUCAGCCUUUAUAAGUAUUGAAAGAAAGGGAAAAGAUUUGCUGCUUUCUUUAGAAUAAUCAGGUGCUUACUAUUCUGUAGCUAAAUCUAGAAUUUAGUAAUUUAAGAAUCAGAAAGAGAGAGAAAGAUCUGUGGUUCUCUGUGUGACGUGCUGUCUCAAGUAUUAAUCCCUUGUGCAUUUUAAAGCACAGGAACAAAGCACCAUGUGAAUAGGCUGUUGUGAUAACAGUGAAAGCUUCUGUUCGUACUUCUGUUAAGUGAAUAAUAAAUUCACAUGCUUCUUGACUUACGAUGGGGUUAUCUCCAGAUAAAUUAUUAUAAAUUAAAUAUCAUAAUUUGAACGAUCAUUAAUCAGAUACUGUGUUUCUUACAUUUUAAUGGUAUUUUGCAAAUCUAUUUAUGAUACAGUUACCUUAUUUCAUAGUUACAAACCUAUAAGGUAGAUAUUAAUAUUAUGUUAAUAUGAAUGAUGAUACUAAGACUCAGAGAGGUUAGUAUGGUGGUAGUGAAUGAAGGGGAAGUACUUAAGAAUAUGAAACCUGCAUCUUCACCAUAUACCACAAUUGUGUAUUUUAAUUUUGAUUCCUCUUUUUUUAGCUAAUUGCAGCUUAAGGUAAUUUGUUUUUCUUCUUUCAAAAAAGGGACUUCUGGGUUAUAUUUUCUGAGACCUUUAUAUCUGAGAAUGACUUCCUGUUGCCAUUAAAUACAUUACAGAAGCAUUUUCCUUCACAGCUCUGAUGACAUUUUGUUAUUAUCUUCUAGUAUAUGGUAUUACAGAUAAAUCUGAAGCUAGCCUGAUCUUGCUUCCUUUGAAGGUCCUGAGGGAGUCUAACAAAUUAGCAGAAAUGGAAGAACCGCCCUUGCUUCCAGGAGAAAAUAUUAAAGACAUGGCCAAAGAUGUAACUUACAUAUGUCCAUUCACUGGUGCUGUACGAGGAACUCUGACUGUCACAAAUUAUAGAUUAUAUUUCAAAAGCAUGGAACGGGACCCCCCAUUUGUUUUAGAUGCUUCUCUUGGUGUGAUAAGUAGAGUAGAAAAAAUUGGUGGUGCUUCUAGUCGAGGUGAAAAUUCUUAUGGACUAGAAACUGUGUGCAAGGAUAUUAGAAAUUUACGUUUUGCUCAUAAACCUGAGGGGCGGACGAGAAGAUCCAUAUUUGAGAAUCUAAUGAAAUAUGCAUUUCCUGUCUCUAAUAACCUGCCUCUUUUUGCUUUUGAAUAUAAAGAAGUAUUCCCUGAAAAUGGGUGGAAAUUGUAUGACCCUCUUUUAGAAUACAGAAGGCAGGGAAUCCCGAAUGAAAGCUGGAGAGUAACAAAGAUAAACGAACGGUAUGAACUUAGUGACACAUACCCUGCCCUCCUGGUUGUGCCAGCAAAUAUUCCUGAUGAAGAAUUAAAGAGAGUGGCGUCCUUCAGAUCAAGGGGUCGUAUCCCAGUUUUAUCAUGGAUUCAUCCUGAAAGUCAAGCCACAAUCACUCGAUGUAGCCAGCCCAUGGUCGGAGUGAGUGGAAAGCGAAGCAAAGAAGAUGAAAAAUACCUUCAAGCCAUCAUGGAUUCCAAUGCCCAAUCUCACAAAAUCUUUAUAUUUGAUGCCCGGCCAAGUGUUAAUGCUGUUGCCAAUAAGGCAAAGGGUGGAGGUUAUGAAAGUGAAGAUGCAUAUCAGAAUGCAGAACUAGUUUUUCUGGAUAUCCAUAAUAUUCAUGUGAUGAGAGAAUCAUUACGAAAACUUAAGGAGAUUGUAUACCCCAACAUUGAGGAAAGUCACUGGUUGUCUAACUUGGAAUCUACUCACUGGCUAGAACAUAUUAAGCUUAUUCUUGCAGGGGCUCUUAGGAUUGCUGACAAGGUAGAGUCAGGAAAGACAUCGGUGGUAGUACAUUGCAGUGAUGGUUGGGAUCGCACAGCUCAGCUAACUUCCCUUGCCAUGCUCAUGUUGGAUGGAUACUAUCGAACUCUCCGAGGAUUUGAAGUCCUUGUGGAGAAAGAAUGGUUAAGUUUUGGACAUCGAUUUCAACUAAGAGUUGGCCACGGAGAUAAGAACCAUGCAGAUGCAGACAGAUCACCUGUUUUUCUUCAGUUUAUUGACUGUGUCUGGCAAAUGACAAGACAGUUUCCUACCGCAUUUGAAUUCAAUGAAUAUUUUCUCAUUACCAUUUUGGACCACCUAUACAGCUGUUUAUUUGGAACAUUCCUCUGUAACAGUGAACAACAGAGAGGAAAAGAGAAUCUUCCUAAAAGGACUGUGUCACUGUGGUCUUACAUAAAUAGUCAGCAAGAAGACUUCACUAAUCCUCUCUAUGGGAGCUAUUCCAAUCAUGUCCUUUAUCCAGUAGCCAGCAUGCGCCACCUAGAGCUCUGGGUGGGAUAUUACAUAAGGUGGAAUCCACGGAUGAAACCACAGGAACCUAUUCACAGCAGAUAUAAAGAACUUCUUGCUAAACGAGCAGAACUUCAGAAGAAAGUAGAGGAACUACAGAGAGAGAUUUCCAACCGAUCGACCUCAUCCUCAGAGAGAGCUGGCUCUCCUGCACAGUGUGUCACUCCUGUCCAAACUGUUGUAUGAAGGACUAUUAGAUCAGGGGCAUCACUGCUGUGAACUCUUGAUUACAGUGGCAGCUUUAUGAGUAGAAAGCCUUCCAAAACCCAUCUCUGAGAGAAAGUUCAGACGCUUUAUUUAUUUUAAAUCUCUCUAGGAUGUGUUUACAACUGUGGCAGUGCAGGUGGCUUAAAUGAUAUAAUUCCAUAUGUAAUUACAUGAUUAUGACACUAAUCUUAUAAGUCACUCAAAGAAUAUUAAAAUACUUCAAUCCUGAAUCCAGUGGGAUUAAGUUUCUAAUAUUAAAAGAAAAACACUGUCUUACAAAUUUCGGCAUGUUGUAAGAUGAAAACACAAACACUUUAGAAAUAUACCUUUUGAUGGGAGAAAGCUGAAAUUCUGUGGCAUCAUAUAUAUUGGGCCUUGAUGUCAUGACAUAUCAGAAUCAUUUGGUAGCCCUUUCUCCAUCAUAGGUUUUUCUUUUUUGUAGUAAAUUAUUCACCUUGAUCACUUUUCACCUUCCAUAUUCUUCAUAUAGUGAAAGGCAAAGUUGAUGAUACUAUGGUGUAGUAGUAGUUGAAAAUUAUUGCUGUAAUUAUUAUAUAUUUAUUUAAGAUGUAUUAGAUAGCUGUUCCAAAAUGAUGCCUUAUAGAUGUGUUUGGGGGAAGAUGAAUGGGAUAAAGUGGUGGCCAUUCAGGAGUUCAAAGAAUUCCACAGCCUUCAAUUAGCUUCCAUUUGCUCCACUACUAGAAACAUCAUGGGAGAUAUUUUAAAAACAUGUACCCUACUUUAUUUUACUUAUUUUUUGUGUGUCCAAACAUACAGAAGCUAAUUGGCAAGUUUUUAAGCAAUUUAAAAAUCUUACUAGGGCUGACUUUUCCUGAAGGCUAAUAUAAAUAACUUAUGGUGAGAAGUACUAUGUUCAAAUUUUACAUUAAAUAUAUUUUCCUUUGCAAAUUCUGUAAUUCCACUGAAUGAUUAAGUCUACCAAAGAACAUACUACAUGUAAAAGAUGUAUUACAAUCUCAAUGCCAGUAAAAGAAAUCUUGCUACAUUGUUGGCCUGCUACAAGUCAAAGUUCUGUACUGGUAUAAACAUUUGACUCCCUGAUGUAUAUUUUACUCUAUAUAAGAGCCAUAUGUAAUGUACUGUAACAAAGGAGCUUCUUGUCCCUUGGUCUUUUAAUUAAAAGAAAUUUCAACUGACUU